GUUAUCGGGUGUGCGGGUUGUGAUAAGGUGGACUUCAAUAAUUUGGAUUCUUGCACUUCACUUGGUGGAAUUAAUAUUAGAAUGUUAGGGUUUGUAAUCCAAGUGAGAAUAUAUACAUUUGUAUAUUCUCACUUGGAUUACAAACUAUUCUCAUUUGGAUUACAAAAUAUAUACACCAAAUAUAUACAUGUACUAUACCGGUACAUUUGUAUAUUCUCACUUGGAUUACAAAAUAUUCUCACUUGGAUUACAAAAUAUAUACAUGUAUAUAUUCUCACUUGGAUUACAAACCCUAACAUUCUAAUAUUAAUUCCACCAAGUGAAGUGCAAGAAUCGAAAUUAUUAAUUUCAAAUGCCCUGCCGGGGCUAAGGUUCGAGUGGAAAUACCCAACCCCCGGGAUGUGCUUUACAGGAAAAUGGCUGGGCGAGGGGGAUGGGCACACUUGGAUUUGGCUGAUGCAUUAAAAGUCAUGGAAAAAGAAAAAAACUUUUCAUAUUGCUACUAUAAAAUGGCUCAUUGUGCUUAUUCCUGUGCUUAUUCCAAACUGCUUGUCAAAUAUUUACUUGCUAGAAGUAGAAAUUUACUCUGACCACUGGAUGAAGAAGACAUUAAAUAAGUACUGGUCAAUAAAUAGAAAUGUAUUUUAUUUCAUAGUAUUACAAUUUUAUUUUUAUACUAUAAAAAUAAAAUAUAAACAUGCGGCAUAGAAUAUGCAAAUUCGAGGCAAUAUUAUUGUUGAAUCGGUUUAUUUAUAGGAUUUUAUAACAAAUAGCAACUAUAAAAGUUUGUACCUUGUCUUCACAUCGCUUUAUUCUGUUAGCCAAUGCUUUUAAAUUUACAUAUUUUAGAAUCAGUUCCUUUCCUGGUAACUGCAUUUCUAAAUGAAAUCAUCGUGAGUAGUGAGUGCUGAGCAGGCCGUUUUACUAUAAACAAAUUUUAGGAAUUGACAACAACUUUGAAAAAUAUAUCGUUGCACAUUCGGUCACAGUCGGAAAAAUGUUUGUACCGUCGCUUGCAACUAACGAUGAACAGUUGCUCAUAAAAACAUUCGCGUGAUUAGAAUCUUCAAUGUUUGUCAAGAACAACAACACUUAAUUGUUGUUUCCCAUGUGUACAGUGGACAAUAAUAAGUAACAAAACUUUGUGUGGUCUGAACGUGUUGGGCUAGAGACUUACUGAAAACUUUUACAGGCCUUUUAAUGAGAAUAGAGAAUGUUUUAUCUGCAACUGUUCACCCUUAGUUGCAACCGACGGUAUUUGACAGCAUAAAAUUGCCUGUGGCUGUGAUAACUGAUAUAAAUAAAAUACAGUCUGGUUAUACUGACUUGAGCGUGUCAUGACAAACUCUUUAUUGGAAAAUUGUGAAGAAAUAGUCGAAUAUAGAGGGUCGAAUAUCAUACUUCAACUUGUAUAUAUAGCUACAGUAUCAUUGGUACAUAGCGUUGUGAAGACAAGCCUUUGCUUACCUUUCGCUUCAGCAGUCUUUUUUUCCAUGCUUCUCUACGCUUUCCCAGGCGAGCUUCUCUUUCCUCAGCAGUCUCCUCGAGCAAACGUUGUCGUCUUCGCUAGCUCCCUCCUUUUCGCUAGACGUUCGGCUUUCUUGUCGUUUCCUUGCCGCUCUUCAUUUGGCUCCAUACAGUAGUCGAUAUCUUUUCAAUUAGUAUUUGAUACCGUAAUUGUUUUAUUAAACUUUUUAUAGAACAAAUUGCUUUGAAAGCUGUCAAAGUUUUUUGCAAACGUACAAAAUAUUGCAGUGCAAAAAGCAAAAUAUUUUCAUGAAGUAUCUGUCAGUUGAAGUCGUCAUUCGUCGUACAACAACAAAUUUUAAAUUUGACCAAUCAGUGUUCGCUAUUCAUGACAGUCCGCCAUAUUUUUGAGAUCAGUGAGGAUGACCACCCACCGAAACACGCACAGUGACCCACGCCCGCGAUAUUUGAUGAACUUCAGACUUCCCUAAUGCUUUCGUUUCCCCGGGUGUAAAUAGCCGGGGGGAAUUAGUACCCUCGCACGGCGCUUCGCGCCGCCGGCUCGGGGACAAGAUUUCGUGAUCUACAGUACCAAGCGAUUUCUUGAGGUCAAGAAACAUAGAUAUCUACGCAAUUACGUUUCCCUUGCUUGUGUAUUGGGACAACUUUUGCGCAUUUCCAUUCAUUGGGAAAUAUUCCUGUGAUAAUAGAACGAUUAAAGAUGAGACUAAGGGAUUCGGCGAUUAAAUCAGGGCACUCUCGAAGUAAUCUAGUGGAGAUUCUGUCCAAGCCAGUUGCUUUUGACCUACAUAGUUUGGACAAAAGUAUAGAAACUGUUAAAGUUGAGAGGUCGCAUUAGUAUUUUGACCAGAUAAAUAAUCGAGGUAGGACCGGUUGCCUUCAUUGAAGUCUGUGUUGCCGCAAGUUUGGGGCCGAUGUUAGAAAAAUAUUCAUUAAACGCAUCGGCGAUUUUAUUAGAAUCAAUUAAGUUACCGUUCAAAUAAAUUUCGGUAAUUUGAGUAAUUUUCCGAAUCUUAGAUGUAAGUUCAUUGAUAAUAUUCUUUUUAGGAUUGCCUUUAUUUUCACAGUUGUUAGCAAGUUGUUCCAUAUGUACUUGUUAACAACUUGUAUCAAGCUAGCUUGAUGGCAUUAUCAGACUUGUUACAAGGUUGUUCUAACAAAUCUGAUCAGUACAGUCAUGAUAUAAGAAUAUUACAAGGUUGACAAUAUUGUUAUUUAUUUUUUAUCAGUGAAAAUGAAGCAAUCUGAUUGGCUGAGGAGCCUUUCAGAGCGGGCCGGUUUUUUGCAUCCGGCCCGCUCUGAAACGCAACUGCCCGCUGUGAAAUGCAACUGCCCGCUCUGGUUUUCGCGGCAAAAACUGAGGAGUGAAACAAUUUUUAAACGAAAAAAUCUGCCAAAAACGUUUGAAAAACAUAGCCUAACGAUAGUCAAAAUACAAAAAUGAAUUGCAUCAAGCCCUAAAGGCUUCAUACUAAGCACGAUGUUCACGAGAAUUGACAAUACUUUGAUAGAAAUGCGACCGAAAGUCGGAAAGUAGUUGACAUGUAUAAAACUUACGUCGAGAAAACUAUAUAUUUUUAAAUGCUCAUGUAUUCGGCCACUUAAAAGCGAAAAAAAUUAUAAUACAGCUUAAACAGAUAUUGUAAAAUAAAUGUUUUCCUAUUUAAAAGAAGGUUUAACUGCAGCAGUGAAAACAAGUCACAAAUAUAUUCUCUACCAAUUUGUGUCAUGUAUGACACACUUUUUUCAAGCAUAUCGUGAAACAACAAGAAAAAAUACAAAAAUAUAAAAAUAACAUAACUUUUUCAUUGUCCUUUUAGUAGAAAAACGUUAAUUAAAUCAAAACAGAUUCAUUUUUAUAUGUUUUUGAUCGGAUCUGAACAUGAACCUGUCGUUGUCAGGAGCAACUUGUCAAAGCCAAAACGCCAGGCAUAUUAAAAAAAUUUUAUUCCAAAGCUUCUCUCAGUUCUCUGCUACCAUAUUCAUGAAAAAAGCAUGUACAUUUUUACUGAAACUAUACGUCUUUUUGUGUGUUUCUUGCCAGUUUUCUCGAGUUUUCGUAUUCGUGUUUUAUAUCUUUUAACUUUUCAAUUUUUGUCAGCCUCGCUUUGAAAAUACACAACUGCACUGAUCUCAAAUUAGUUCGCAAGCAACACUGGAAUUUUAAUCAAUUUAAUUUUUACAUCUAAUAAAAAAUAAACACGUUAUUUACCGGCAGCGUCGGUCCGGAUGAGAAAAACUGUGCCCUCGAACUUGAAAACGUCCCUCGCCCUUCGGGCUCGGGCCGUUUUCAAGACCUCGGGCACAGUUUUUCUCAUCCGGACCUCGCAGCCGGUAAAUAACAUAUAUAUCAUGACUGUAUCGGACCUGUUGGAACAACCUUACAACAAACAAAUCCAAUAAUAUCAACAAUGUUACAAGUUGUUAACAAGUUGUUCCAUACUUCUUGAUAACUUGGGACAACCAGUAGGAGCACAACUUGUUGCUAGCCUGUUUGGCAGACUUGCUACAAGAUGUGAGCUUUUUACUACGUGUGUAGAUAAGCAAAUGUUCAACUGCUGAACUUACAAAACGUUCAAAUUCCCAAUAGUCUUGUUUAAGUUAUUAUUUGCCAUUCAUCUUUGAUACAAUUUUUAGACUUUGAAGCGAAAGGAACUGCGCCAACAUUUGAAUGAUGGAUUGAUAAAUCAUGGUGGUCAACUACUGCGGUAUACUCUCGCCGUUGCUUCUCAACUAAACGACUUCAUCCCACGUCCAGAAUAUACAGGGAUGUUGCAGAAAAUCCGAGACGACAUCACUGAGGUUCGCUCUGGCUUGGCCGAGAAAUUCGUCAUGGUUGUUGGAAAGUUAACUGGCUUGGAAAGACGGAUUGAAAGCUUGGAAUCCAGUGGUGGGGCUGAUACAAAGAUUAGAAAUGAAGUGCAUGAGAUACAAAAUAAAACUAGAGACCUUACUACUGAAUGCGGCAACUUACGUGAACGGAAUAUGAGUUUAGAACGAGAAGUGAGAGAUAAGGUCUCAAUUAUUGAUCGUUUGCGAACUAGGAUGGAUCAAACGGAUGAAUCUCUUGCUCUGAAUACAGUCAAAAUUACCGAUUUGGAGUCCCGAAGAGGACCAGGUGCACAACACGCUAUCCACAGUUAUAACGGCACUUUACUGUGGAAGAUCGAAGGCUAUCAGAGAAAACGGCAAGAUGCUAUUAAUGGGGUAAAGACAGCCUUGUACAGUCCACCUUUCUACAGCGCUCAGUAUGGUUGCAAGAUGUGUGCUAAAAUAUAUAUGAAUGGAGAUGGUUUCGGAAAAGGAUCGCAUUUGUCGUUGUUUUUCGUUGUGAUGAGAGGCGACUACGAUGCUCUUCAAACCUGGCCGUUUCAAAAGAAGAUCACGAUGAUGCUGUUGGAUCAAGGCAAUGGAGAUCACAUGAUUGAUGCGUUUAAUUCAGACCCUCAAAGCUCAUCCUUUCAACGUCCCAAGUCUGAUAUGAAUAUCGCUUCGGGUUCCCCACUCUUUAUGCCACUGGAUAGCUUGAGUAAUCGUCAAUACGUCAAGGAUGAUGUCAUGUUUGUGAAGAUCAUCGUCGACUGAACAAGAUGUUGUAGAUUCUCAGAUCAUUCUAUUUGGUCCGUAUGUGUGGAAGAAGGCUAAGAAUUGGGGAGAUUUUGUGCCAUGUGUUGAAAGUUGUUUAAAAAUGUAUUGUCAACCAAAACAUGUAGAAUUUUGUGUCUUCAUCAACAAUGCUUAGUGGCAGUUAGCGUUCCAAGUUGAAUGCUGAAGAUGUAGACGCUAUCUAUAUACAAGUUCUAGUUCACUUAUGUUAUUUACUUUGCUGUUAUAAAUGUUGGGUUUUAGGUUAUUGUUUCAUGUUCAGGAUUUGAUAUUCACCUUAUACUUGUAGUUUGAAAAGGAUUAUUAAAAAUUUUGUUAUAUUUAUUUUCGUGCGCUUUUUUCAGGAACAAACAAAUCCUUGAUAUCACAUGUUCAGUUAGAGUGUGGUUCUCUCAAUGAGUCGUCGAAACGUGCAUCAUUUUGGUUAUGAGAAGGAUCAGAAAGAACGACACAAGUGCUGGUAUGCAACGACUCGACGACACACUGGCCUGAUCAAUGUACGAAGUUUGGUUCUAUGAGCGUUGACGAACGAAUAAACCUUGCAAAAUCCAAUCACGUGUGUUUCAGCUGCUUGAAAAGAGCUGGUCGAGAGCACAAACAAGCAAAUUGCAAAAGAAGACGUCAGUGCGCGAAGACAGAAAAGGGAGUACAAAGUACUUAUUACCAUCACCCAUUACAUUUAUAUUUGUUGGGGGGAGGUUGGGGGGUUCGUAUAUAAUAUUCCAUAUGUUCUACUGUUUUAUAUAUCAUGCCCCUCCUGUAAAUCAGCUUUUAGUUGUGCGAGGCUAGCGUGUUUUGAUUUUCAAUAAAAUUGAUUGAUGAUGAUGAUGAUGAUGAUGAUUGAUGACAUAAGAGUAAUGCAGUCAACAUUGGUGUCGCAUCAUUACACGAGAAUGUAGAAGCAGCAAUGCUUCCUGUUACUUCAGCAGAUAUAUUUGGGUCGAAUAAUCUUCGUAAACGCGGAAACGUACUGUUCGAUUCUGGUGCGCAAGUGAGUUUAAUCAGGCAAGAAACUGCAGAUAGCAUCGGGCUCAAAGGAAAGAAAAUCUCGGUGACUAUAACGAAAGUUGGUGGGCAAAAAGAAGAGAUAAAUACUAACGUUUACAACGUCCCAGUCAGCGCAAUUGAUAAUCGAAGAACAUAUUCUGUAAAGGCAAUUGGAAUUCCAGUAAUUAGCAGCGAGAGUGGUAGCAUUGAUACAGGGAGCAACAUGGAGCAGCUCGGCCUGCCUGGAGAAAGAAUAAGAAGAAAUAAAGGUCCAAUUGAUCUCCUAAUCGGAAUUGACCACGCUCAGUUGGCCCAACGAAGCAAAAGGAUCACAUCGUUGCAAGAAAAUCCCCAUUAG
This is a messenger RNA of Paramuricea clavata, 6439 nucleotides long. The record is from the annotation of a GenBank genome assembly. Lineage: Eukaryota; Metazoa; Cnidaria; Anthozoa; Malacalcyonacea; Plexauridae.